GCAUCGUUCACAUCUGGCAGAGCGUAGCGUUGCUCAGGAGCUUUCCCACCGCCCGCGGUCAAGACUCCGGUCCACCGGUCCAUUCCCCGGUCCAGACUCCGGUCCACCGGUCCAGACUCCGGUCCACCGGUCCAUUCCCCGGUCCUUGACCCGUUUUCUUUUUUUCUUUCGCGGAGGACACGAUCACUAAAGGCCAGAUGUUUCCGGUCAGGCAGCCCUGGCUCUGCAAAGCCCUAGGUUGCUAUGACUGUUGCAUCCGGUGCGCGGGCGCCAUCCCCUACCCGUCGCUGGUCGCCACGCUGCUCUUGUUCGCCGGCAUGGCGCUGUUCUGCGGCUGCGGGCACGAGGCACUGGGCCAAACCCAGGUCCUGGUGGAGACCCACUUCGCCCGCAACUUCCAGGACUACUCGCUCAUGGCCUCCUGCAUCAAGUACUUCCAGUUUGUGAUCUACGGCCUGGCCUCCUUCUUCUUCCUAUACGGGCUCCUGCUGCUGGCCGAGGGCUUCUACACCACCAGCGCCAUCAAGCAGAGCUUCGGGGAGUUCCGGAGCACCCGCUGUGGCCGCUGCCUCAGCCUGACCUUCAUCAUCGCGACCUACGUCCUGGCGGUCAUCUGGCUCUGCGUCUUCGCCUUCAGCGCCAUCCCGGUCUUCUUCUUCUUCAACAUGGCGCAGACGUGUCACAACAUCAACCUGCUGGCUGAGACCUCCCCCAGCAUCAACCAGCACGGCUGGAUCUGCAUGGACGCCCGACAGUAUGGUCUGCUACCCUGGAACGCCAUGCCCGGGAAGGCCUGUGGAAUGACGCUGGCGGCCAUCUGCAAGACCAGCGAUUUCUACGUGACCUAUGACCUGUACAUCGCUGCGUUCGUGGGUGCCGGGGUCGCGCUUCUAGCUCUGUUCCUGUACGUUGUCGCCACCACCUACAACUACGCCGUCCUGAGGUUCCUGGGCAGGAAGGGGUUACACUGCUGAGCCCCCCGUUCGGACGGCAUGGAAGCUCCCCUGACCUUCAUCACACCACCCUCCUCCUCCUCAUCGCCCUUGUCAUGAACAUAACCCAUAGCAGCUCUCCCCGCGGGUGUCUUUAACACGGCAUGUUGUUCGUCCUUCAUCUCCAUGGCAACCUCCCAUCAUCUCCAUGGAAACCUCUCACCUUCUCGCCACCGUCGCUGUUCGGAGCGCGUCUCCUGACCUGGCGAGGCAGCGAGGUGGUUGAUUGAGGGAGAGACACCCCCCCCCCCCCCCCCCCCUGGUGAUUCUACAGCCCACCUGGUCUCUCUGGUAAACCGUGGAUAUUCUGGUUCUGAAUAACAAUGUCUGCCCCACCUUAUCUCAUCGUCAUGACCGUCUCUUUAACCUCAAUGUGAAUUAAAUUAAAAAUGGAUGAAAAUGUGGGAUGUGUCCGGACAUGUCUGUCGAGGAGUAUGUCGUUGUUGAGAUAAGGUUAUUAUUGCUGAUGUGUCGAUGGUGAACUGUGUUGCCUUUGCGUCAUAAGAAAUGUUGCAGUUUUGUGUACUCUGGCAUUGAGUGCUUUUAUUGCAGUACCACUAUGUGGGCGGAGACAAACUGGGAUCCAUCUCCUCAAGGUGCUUUUUGUAUUUCUAAGGAUAAGAAGUUUGUUGAGGUCCGUGCUGCGACCUUUAACCCCUCUAUGAUUUCAGCGUUGCUGGGCGGCCGGUGUCCCGGAGCUGUCAUUAAAGCUUUCUUAAUCACA
Gadus morhua (Atlantic cod) is the source of this 1716-nucleotide messenger RNA. RefSeq names its product proteolipid protein 1b (gene plp1b). The coding region runs from base 198 to 974 and encodes 258 amino acids. Gene Ontology annotation, molecular function: structural constituent of myelin sheath. The transcript is spliced from 7 exons. Gene Ontology annotation, biological process: central nervous system myelination; axon development. Gene Ontology annotation, cellular component: myelin sheath; plasma membrane. The record is from RefSeq and is a predicted model, not a curated record. NCBI's taxonomy places the organism in Eukaryota, Metazoa, Chordata, Actinopteri, Gadiformes, Gadidae.